UCCCCGCGGCCCACAGCGCGGGCGCCGGGCUUCUUCCCACGUCGCGGGCUCUGGGCGCUGGCGUGUCAGCCGCAUCCCAACCGACGGGACGGAAGAUGGGGGCUGCGGCCGCCAGGCGCUGCGUCGAGUGGCUGCUGGGCCUCUACUUCGUCUCGCAUAUCCCCGUCACGCUGUUCAUCGACCUGCAGGUGGUGCUGCCGCCCGAACUGUACCCGCAGGAGUUCAGCAACCUGCUGCGGUGGUACUCUAAGGAGUUCAAAGACCCUCUGAUGCAGGACCCCCCAGUGUGGUUCAAGUCCUUCGUCUUCUGUGAGCUUGUGUUUCAGCUGCCCUUCUUCCCCAUUGCAGCCUACGCCUUCUUCAAAGGAAGCUGCCGGUGGAUCCGAAUCCCUGCAAUCAUCUAUGCAGUUCAUACGAUAACCACUUUAAUUCCAAUCCUCUAUACAUUUCUACUUGAGGAUUUCUCCAAAGAUGUUGCUUUCAAAGGACAAAGACCCAAGAAUUUCCGUGAACGACUAACCCUCAUAGGUGUCUAUGCCCCCUACUUAAUCAUCCCCCUUAUACUCCUCCUGUUCAUGUUGCGGAACCCUUACUACAAGUAUGAGGAGAAAAGAAAGAAAAAAUAAGGAACAGCCACUAGCCCACUGGGAGAGAUCCCACAGCCCAGCUGCCUUUUGGACACUACAAGAAAAACUGCUGUGAAGCCACGUUUCCGCAGCCCUUGAAACACCACCACUAGUGCACAAGGAAAGACAGUGGCACAAGCCAAGCCCCACCUUCCAAGGACUGAACAGGCCAGCAGCAGGGAUGGGACCAGCAAAAUGGUGCCCAAGUUCUGCCACAGCAUUGCUAAAAAAACGGGCAGAGAAGAAGCCGGUUAGCUCCUGACCUAGAAUGCACACACCUAACUAAAUCCUCGACUCGCCCUCUAUAGCUGAUCACUAGUCAAGAGAUGAGCAGUGGGUGUUUCAGGCCACGUGAAUGUCACAAAUUCUGUCUCUUUAACAUCCAUGGAAACCUGCCAUGGUUUCCUGCCUGUGCCUCACCUCUGGGAGAAAAAGAUACUGUAGCACAAGUCUAUGCCAGAAAUAUUGACAGUGGAAGGUGGCCACUUCCAGGGCACCCCAUCUUCCGGUCAUCCUGCUAGUACUUGUACUUUCCAACUCUGACGUCACACCACUGGGCUGCCUAGUAGACAGCUUUGCCCUUCCUCUCUGCCUGGUCUUCCCAGUUUGUCCAGAGUGACUGUCCCAGUGUGUGUCCGCUCUUCAGUGGCUCUCCUUACAGAAACAGAAGAUUGGUGGGUGCUAAGUGCUGCUGUUUCUCACAAGCCACAUUGCUGGGGUUAUUACUGACUUGUAUGUCUGGUCCAAAUAAAGGUAGCUGCAGAUCACUGCCUGGUUUGUUGUGUGGAUGAUGGUGUUAGAACACUUGAGUUCUCAGAGGGUGUGCUAACACACACAUAGCACCAGAGAAGAAAGACCACGCCAUUUGCUAAUGGUAUUUAUUGCUUUUCAUUGAGAGCUUUUUGAAUUUACAAAAAAAAGAAAAAGUUUACAGGCUGUUUAGUUUGUGCAGAGAAUGCAAGAGGUGAGGCCCUGUGCUGCCUUGCCACUGCCCCAGAGGUACCCCACAGGUAUCCCACAGCAACACUGCCUCCUUAUACACUGCCGUGACACACUUGGUCAUCAGUCAAUCACUGGAAUGGUACAGAGGUGGUUGGUUUGGGUGCUUUUUUACCUUCCUGCUAUAAAUAAUGGAAAUUUCCGUUCAUUUCUGAAAAAUAAAUUGGUCAAUAAAUUCA
Messenger RNA from Onychomys torridus (southern grasshopper mouse), 1804 nucleotides. It is a transcript of the gene Tmem97, whose product is annotated as transmembrane protein 97. The transcript is spliced from 3 exons. Bases 96 to 626 code for a protein of 176 amino acids. Gene Ontology annotation, cellular component: endoplasmic reticulum. The record is from RefSeq and is a predicted model, not a curated record. Lineage: Eukaryota; Metazoa; Chordata; Mammalia; Rodentia; Cricetidae.